Ceratitis capitata (Mediterranean fruit fly) is the source of this 1043-nucleotide messenger RNA. It is a transcript of the gene SelT, whose product is annotated as thioredoxin reductase-like selenoprotein T homolog CG3887. The coding region runs from base 50 to 658 and encodes 202 amino acids. Gene Ontology annotation, cellular component: endoplasmic reticulum membrane. The record is from RefSeq and is a predicted model, not a curated record. The transcript has 3 exons. Gene Ontology annotation, biological process: cell redox homeostasis. Gene Ontology annotation, molecular function: thioredoxin-disulfide reductase (NADPH) activity. NCBI's taxonomy places the organism in Eukaryota, Metazoa, Arthropoda, Insecta, Diptera, Tephritidae.
CGAAAGUAUUAAAAAAGUUGGGAAAAGUAUUUAUUAAUUUCGUAAAAUAAUGGCGUUAUAUAGUAAUAAAUAUUUGUCACUUACAUUUUGUCUGGUAAUUGGUUUCAUAUUGGUGGGAAACAAUUUUGGAGCAGAUGCUGAAAAAGAAAUUCCAGCAACGAAAUUUGGACAAAAUGUUGGAGGACCGACAAUGACAUUUCUUUACUGCUACUCCUGUGGCUAUCGUAAGGCUUUCGAGGAUUACGUUAACAUUUUAUCCGAAAGGUAUCCACAAAUUACUGUAUCGGGAGCCAACUACGAUCCGCCUGGCUUCAAUAUGUACUUUUCGCGCAUUGUAUUUGCAGCCAAAAUACUUUUCAUUGUUGUGAUCGUAUCUUCAUUUGACGUAUUCGGUGUCUUUGGACAACAAAUACCUAGUUGGUGGCAACAUUUGUUGGACAAUAAGUUGUAUGCUUGUAUGAUGGUUUUUUUCGUUGGAAAUAUGCUUGAGGGACAGCUGGUCGCUUCCGGCGCCUUUGAAAUAACACUUAAUGAUGUGCCGGUAUGGUCGAAACUGCAAACUGGCCGCAUUCCUGCACCUCAAGAGCUAUUUCAAAUCAUAGAUAAUCAACUACAAUUCACAGAAACUAUUCAAGAGAAUCCAGACUUUGUUAAAUAAUAAUAAGACCCAUUUAUAUAAAUACAUUCAUAUGUUCUACACAUAAACUUAGCUCAACUAUGGGAAUUACUAUGUAGCCAAUGUACUAAUGUUGAAAACAGUUUCUAUAAUUGUGUAUAUAAGAUUGUGAUUGAGUGCCGUAAAAUUUAAUAUUACUAAUCAUUUAGGCCAAAAUUGGGUGGAUAACUUAGAAUAAAAACAAGAAGUGUUCUGAGGUCACAACUUAAACGCAUUGGCUUAAUUUAAGUAUAGAUGUCCUAUUUGUUUGUUUUUAAGUUAAAAUAGUUUAUCUGAAUUUAAUUAUUUUCUGAGUUUUGAGAGACCAGGUGAAGAGUCAACAAAAUUUAUAAGCAUUAUAAUAAAAUUAAAAGACCAAUAAUUUUAA